This is a messenger RNA of Cynoglossus semilaevis (tongue sole), 1102 nucleotides long. RefSeq names its product CD79a molecule, immunoglobulin-associated alpha (gene cd79a). Bases 270 to 944 code for a protein of 224 amino acids. The transcript is spliced from 5 exons. Gene Ontology annotation, biological process: B cell differentiation; B cell receptor signaling pathway. Gene Ontology annotation, cellular component: B cell receptor complex; external side of plasma membrane. The record is from RefSeq and is a predicted model, not a curated record. NCBI's taxonomy places the organism in Eukaryota, Metazoa, Chordata, Actinopteri, Pleuronectiformes, Cynoglossidae.
GUUUAUCUGUAAAAUCUGUCUCGCGUAAAGGCUUUUUUUUUUGAAUAACAUCAGCCACUGUUACUGGUAACACACCACACCUGUUACUGGUGUAUGUAAAUAAGUGCAUGUCAAACAAAGUCAUGCGUUUGUUCAAGCGUGAAUCCUGUGGAGACAGACGAAAUACUGGUGCUGCAGCAAAACGGUAGCAGUUGAAGACUGGGAUGGACCGUCUGAUCUUCGUCUUUCCGUUCGUUUAAGUCACUUUGUCCUUACAUUUAAAAAAAAAUAUGGCGGCUCUUACGGUCCUUGCUCUCUGUAGCUUCGCAAUGGGAGCUGUACACAGUGAGCUUACUUGGAGGCCUGACAACCCCUACAUGAGUUUUGCCCUUUUUGAACCUGCUGAGCUGAUGUGCUGCUUCACCGUCACAUCUGGGAACACAGGUUCCGUCCACUGGGUCAGAAGUUUCAACGGCGCUGGCACAAUAUCUGUGAACCUGAAGGAUGGCGUGACCUCGAACACCCAAAGUUACCGAGGCGAAAACUGUAGUGUCCUGAUCUUUAAGUCAGUCAAGCUGAACGACAGUGGACUGUACCAGUGCUUGCUUAACACCAAAGGCCACUUCUCUCAUGGCACCUACAUGCAAGUCUUCCAGCCCCUGAAGAAGAGGAUAAAUCUCAAGGAAACCACCAAGAACAGCAUCCUCACCGCGGAGGGAAUCCUGCUGCUGCUCUGUGUACUCUUGCCUUCAGCCACCCUUUUAUGCAAGUCAAAGAAACUGGUUCAACUAGAAAAGAAGAAGGCGGGAAAAGAAGAGGAGAACAUUUAUCAGGGGCUGAAUCUGGAUGAGUGUUCUGCCACAUAUGAUGAGAUUGUACGCACACAGGGGCAGUACCUGUACGAGGAUGUGGGUAACAUGAAAGAAGAACUGGAAGAGGAGGAAAUCCAGCUGGAGAAACCCUGAGAAGUCCGUGGAUAGAUUAAGGCUCUAUUCAAACUAUAUGGCUGCAAAUGUACCGCAAUUUAUACUGCAAACGUUGACAAUUUGAAGGCUUUGGGGUUUUGUCUCUACACAUAGGGACAACAUUUUUCAUACAGAUUUUAAUAUAUAUGUAUAUAAAU